CACUGCGUCCGCACCACAGACCACAGACCGCAGACCACACUACUGCUGUGAGUUGUUGUAUUGUAAUUGCCAUGGCGUCACACAUCGAACCUACUAGUACUACGUGCGCGGCUGCGUAGGAUAACACCAACCACGGCGCACGAUAGCCCUCGCCUCACCCAUGCUCGGAGUACUCUGCGCCACUCGCCCCAAGCCUUGGCUCCUCUCCCUCGUCCACGCCUCCCUCCCUCGCCUCGCCGCCGCCUCCCUCUCCCUCUCCCUCUCCCUCUCCCUCUCCGCCUCGCCCCCGCGUCGCCACCACUCCACCGCCUGCAAGCUCCUCGCCCACGCCGGCGGCGCCGCCUCCAUAUGGCACGCCAUCAGGCCACGUGGCGCCCACGGAUUCCGCCUCGCCGUUCAUGAUCCCAAGGGAGAGGGAUCGUGGAAUGUCGCCUGGGACGCCAGACCGGCGCGCUGGCUCCACCGCUCCGAUUCGGCCUGGCUCCUCUUCGGCGUCUGCGCCUGCCUCGCGCCGCCUGCCUGCGCCGACGCCGACGCCGACGCGUUUUCGCCGGACGAGACUUGCGGUCCUCGCCUUCCUCUCGAUGGGAAAGUGGAGGAUGAGGUUUCUGCCGAUUAUAGAAUCACUGGAGUGCCUGCUGAUGGACGGUGUUUGUUUAGAGCAAUAGCUCAUGGAGCUUGCUUGAGAAAUGGAGAAAAAGCACCUGAUGAGAAUCGUCAGAGGGAAUUGGCUGAUGAAUUAAGAGCAAAAGUAGUAGAUGAGCUGCUUAAACGGCGGGAGGAAACAGAGUGGUUUAUAGAAGGUGAUUUUGAUACUUAUGUGAAGAGAAUUCAACAACCUUAUGUAUGGGGUGGAGAACCAGAGCUGUUGAUGGCUUCUCAUGUUUUGAAGACACCGAUAUCUGUUUUCAUGAGAGACACAGGCUCGCUUGAUUUGGUAAACAUAGCAAAAUAUGGCGAAGAAUAUAGGAACCAAAAGGAGAUUUCCAUCGAUGUGCUGUUUCAUGGGUAUGGUCACUAUGACAUACUAGAGACCCUGUGACCAAGGUUGCCUGAAAAUAAACACCUAGCACAGCACAAAACUCAUUUGCCUUGAUCGUAAGGUUUAAGACUUCUCAUAAACAGCUUUUUUUGGGGCCAUUUUGGAAGUGUUUCAGUGAAUUUAGUAACUUUUUGCGACUGUAGUUCGGCUGCAGGGAACUUCGAUUCAAUUCAAGCAACAUGCUGGUGGAAAUUUUGUAGUUUUUUUUUCAUCUGAUGUUAAUAAUUUAAUAUACCAGAAUUAUCAUAGGAAGAAAAUGAUAAUAAUUUGCUACAAUAAUAAUUUGGGAUUUGUGACUGGCUUUAGUGAGUGAAAGGUGGAUUUUUAUAUGGCAUUCAUUUUACUUAAUUAUAUAUUUUGAUGAAUGUGAAAAAAACGAGAGGUUAUGUAAUCAUUUUAAUUUUAGGAGGUUUCUCAGCAUUAGGGAUUAUCAUUUGGUCUUACAAAUUCUUCAUAUGUACAUUUUAAAAUUCUCCAAAUUUGGAGGGUUUUUAUACAUCCAAGCAAAUAGAAUGAAAAAAUGUAUUAAGUUAACA
Molecule: messenger RNA, 1578 nt
Organism: Cajanus cajan (pigeon pea)
Lineage: Eukaryota; Viridiplantae; Streptophyta; Magnoliopsida; Fabales; Fabaceae
Product: OVARIAN TUMOR DOMAIN-containing deubiquitinating enzyme 4
Biological process (GO): endoplasmic reticulum unfolded protein response; ERAD pathway; protein deubiquitination
Cellular component (GO): cytosol; nucleus
Molecular function (GO): cysteine-type deubiquitinase activity
Source: RefSeq, a predicted model, not a curated record